Eimeria mitis is the source of this 1083-nucleotide messenger RNA. RefSeq lists its product as uncharacterized. The coding region runs from base 1 to 1083 and encodes 360 amino acids. The transcript is spliced from 4 exons. NCBI's taxonomy places the organism in Eukaryota, Apicomplexa, Conoidasida, Eucoccidiorida, Eimeriidae. The record is from RefSeq and is a predicted model, not a curated record.
AUGCUGCUGCUGCUGGUUGUGGUGGUGGUGGUGCUGCUGCUGCUGGGGGUUGUGGGGGGGAGACAGCAGCAGCAGCAGCAGCAACAGCAGCAUCUGUCUCCUUACAAAGCUUCACCGAUGCAGAGACAGAGACAGAUGCAGAGACAGACAGAAAAGGAGACACAAACUCUCAGCAGCAGCAGCAGCAGCAGCAGCAGCAGAAGCAAAAGAAAAAAAAGAAAAAGCAGCAGCAGCAGCAGCAGCAACAGAAACAGAAACAGCAACAGGAGAAAACCCCCGUUGCUGCUGCUGCCAGCAGUGCAUGCACCGGCACUAGUAGCAGCAGCAGCAGCAGCAGUAGCAGCAGUAGCAGCAGCAGCAGCAGCAGCAGCAGCUGCAGCAGCAACAGCAGCAGCGCGCGAGACAGAGACAGAUGCAGAGACAGACAGAAAAGGAGACACAAACUCUCAGCAGCAGCAGCAGCAGCAAAAGAAGAAGAAGAAGAAGAAGCAGCAGCAGCAGCAGCAGCAACAGCAACAGAAACAGAAACAGCAGCAGGAGAAGACCCCUGUUGCUGCUGCUGCCAGCAGUGCAUGCACCGGCACUAGCAGCAGCAGCAGCAGCAGCAGCAGCAGCAGCAGUAGCAGCAGCAGCAGCAGCAGCAGCUGCAGCAGCAACAGCAGCAGCGCGUUGCAGCAGGACAAAGACAAAGACAACCCCCUCCCCCAGAGCUCCAACACACCACACAGAGAUGCAGACUUAGUCUCUUACCUGCGUGACCCACUGUCUCCGUUUCUGUCUCUGCAUUUCUUCGUUUCUUCUGCUCACCACCGCCGGGUGUACAGACAGCCCAGCCUGCGGCAGCCCCCGAACCACCGCCACAGCGCCCUGGGGGCUGUGGAUCUCUCUAAACAGCGGAGAGGGGGUGGGGGGCCCCUGGGGGCCCCCCUUGACUUGGGGGCCCCCGGGGGCCCCCAGGGGGAGGGGGGCCCCCAGGGAGAGGGGGGCCCCCAACGCUUUGUUGGACGCGCAAGGUCUGCUGUAGAACCGAGGGAGGAGAGGGGGGCCCCCAACGCUUUGUUGGACGCGCAAGGUCUGCUGUAG